UCCUCUUCCUCUUCCAGAGCUGGUUCACUUCCUAUAGGGACUGAAAACCAAGUGAGGAGAUGAAAGAUUACAUUGUGCCGCGUUAGGCAAUACAAAGAGGAUAAAUACCGAAGAUAGGUCCUGAAGAUCACCCAAAGAACAACUGCACAGCUGACGUCUAGUUCCUUCACAGCUGUAUUCAACACUGAAGGUUGGACAGUGAAACCAUCACUCAGGAGAGCCUUGACAUAUCAUCAGAUCUGAAACUGGUCAGUUGUGUGGCACCUUCCACCAGCCCCAACCUUUCUGAAAAUUCAAAGGUGAAGAUUAUGUAGAUUUGGACGAGGCUGGGAAAAAGUGUGAGUUGCUGAAAGUGUGGUGAGAGCUUCAAUCAUUUAUCGAUCCUCAUGAGCUGCUGACUCACUCCUACAGAUGAGAGGAUGUUGAAGUAUGAGGUUUGAGAGGAAGUUCAGAUAAUCUCCUAACACAUAAGGUGCACUUGCUCGAAAAUUGUUAACAGCAGCAAAGUUACCUGAGAGAGACCAUUCAAGGGUGAUGUCAUCUCUGCUCAUGAAUCUCCGACACAAUGACACUGGGGAGAAAAUGUUCUCAGGUGAGGUGUGUAGCAAGAUGUUUGUACAAUUAUCGGGCUCAGUAAAACAUCGAGCAAUUCACAAGGGGGCAAAAGUAUUCAGAUGUCAGGUGUGUGACAAAUCGUUCUCAUGGUCAGCAGAUCUUCGUAAACACCAACGCAUUCACACAGGAGAGAAACCAUUCACAUGCAAGGUAUGUGACAGAUCAUUCUCACGUUCUUCAAACUUCCGCAGACACCAACGCAUUCACACAGGGGAGAAACCAUUCACGUGCAAGAUUUGUGAAAAAUCAUUCUCAGAUUCAUCGCACUUCCGCAAACACCAACGCAUUCAUACAGGGGAGAAACCAUUCACAUGCAAGGUUUGUGAAAAAUCAUUCUCAGAUUCAUCACACCUCCGCAGACAUCAACACAUUCAUACAAGGGAAAAAACAUUGAUGCAUGAGUUCUGCAAUAAAUCAUUCUCUGACUCAUCAAGGCUCUUGGUCCACAAGAGUAAUCACACAGGGGAGGCACAACUCAUAUGCGAGGUUUGUGAAAAAACAUUCUCACAGUCAUCAACGCUGCGAAGACACCAACGAAUUCACACAGGGGAGAAACCAUUCAUGUGCAUGGUGUGUAAUAAAACGUUCUCACAGUCAUCAGACCUCCUCAGACACCAACAAAUUCACACAGGGGAGAAACCGUACAUGUGCAAGAAAUGCAACAAGUCAUUCUCAGAGUCAUCAAAGCUUCAAAAACACCAACGAGUUCACAAAGGGGAGAAAUUAUUCAUGUGUACUGUGUGUAAUAAAACAUUCCCAGACUCAUCAGACUUCCUGAGACACCAGCAGAUUCACCCAGGGGAGAAACCAUUCCAAUGUGAAGUGUUUGCAAUGUCAUCUAUGCUCUUGAAACAGCAACACAAUGACACUGGAGAGAAAAUGUUCACAGAUGAGGUGUGUAACAAGAAAUUGAGACAGUCAUUGGGCUCAGUAAAACACCGAGCAUUUCACAUGGGGUCGAAAGCAUUCUCAUGUCAGGUGUGUGACAAAUCGUUCUCAUGGUCAGCCGAUCUUCGUAAACACCAACGCAUUCACACAGGAGAGAAACCAUUCACAUGCAAGGUAUGUGACAGAUCAUUCUCACGUUCAUCGAACUUCCGCAGACACCAACGAGUUCACACAGGGGAGAAACCAUUCUCAUGCGUGGUUUGUGAAAAAUCAUUCUCAGAUUCAUCGCACUUCCGCAAACACCAGCGCAUUCAUACAGGGGAGAAACCAUUCACAUGUAAAAUUUGUGAAAAAUCAUUCUCAGACUCAUCACACCUCCGCAGACACCAACGCAUUCAUACAAGGGAAAAAACAUCCACACGUGAGUUGUGUAACAAAUCAUUCUCUGCAUCAAGACUCUUGCCCCCCCAGAGGAAUCACACAGGGGAGAAACAACUCAUUUGCGAGGUGUGUGAAAAAACAUUCUCACAUUCAUCAAAACUGCGAAGACACCAACGAAUUCACACAGGGGAGAAACCAUUCAGGUGCAUGAUGUGUAAUAAAACAUUCUCACAGUCAUCAGACCUCCUCAGACAUCAACAAAUUCACACAGGGGAGAAACCGUACAAGUGCAAGGAAUGCAACAAGUCAUUCUCAGAGUCAUCAAAGCUUCAAAAACACCAACGAGUUCACAAAGAGGAGAAACCAUUUGUGUGCACAGUGUGUAAUACAAUAUUUUCAGAGUCAUCAGACCUCCUGAGACACCAGCAAAUUCACACAGGGGAGAAACCAUUCAAGUGUGAAGUGUUUGUGAUGUCAUCUAUGCUCGUGAAUCUGCGACACAAUGACACUGGAGAGAAAAUGUUCACAGGUGAGGCAUAUAACAAGAGGUUUGUACAAUCGUUGGGCUCGGUAAAACAUCGAGCAAUUCAGAUGGGGACAAAGAUUUUCACAUGUCAUGUGUGUGACAAAUCAUUCUCACGGCCAGCAGAUCUCCGUAAACACCAACGCAUUCACACAGGGGAGAAACCAUUCACAUGCAAUGUUUGUGAAAAAUCGUUCUCACGUUCUUCGAACUUCCGCAGACACCAACGCAUUCACACAGGCGAGAAACCAUACACAUGCAAUGUUUGUGAAAAAUCAUUCUCAGAUUCAUCGCACUUGCACAAACACCAACGCAUUCACACAGGGGAGAAACCAUUCACAUGCAAGGUUUGUGAAAAAUCAUUCGCAGACUCAUCGCACUUCCGCAGACACCAACUCAUUCAUACAAGGGAAAAAACAUUGACGCAUAAGUUCUGCAACAAAUCAUUCUCUGACUCAUCAAGACUCUUGCUCCCCCAGAGGAAUCACCUGGGGGAGAAACAACUCAUGUGCGAGGUGUGUGAAAAAUCAUUCUCACACUCAUCAAAACUACGAAGACACCAACGAAUUCACACAGGGGAGAAACCAUUCAUGUGCAUGAUGUGUAAUAAAACAUUCUCACAGUCAUCAGACCUCCUCAGACACCAACUAAUUCACACAGGGGAGAAACCUCAUAAGUGCAAGGAAUGUGACAAGUCAUUCUCAGAGUCAUCAAAGCUUCAGAGACACCAACAAAUUCACAAAGGUGAGAAACCAUUCACAUGUGAGACAUAUGACAUUUCAUUCAAACGUUGAUGGAACAUAUGCAAACACAUCCACAAAGAGAAGAAACCAUCUACGUGUGAGUUGUGUGACACGUCGUUCUGUGACUCAUCAAGACUCGAUCUACCAGUGGAUUCACAUCGGGGGAGAAAUCAUUCAUGUGUGAGGUAUGUGACAAAACACUCUCAGAGUCAUCAAAGCUGCAAAGACAGCAACGCACUUACAUCGGGGAGAAACCUCAUAACCUCAAGGAAUGCAACAAAUCAUUCUCAGUCUCAUCACCCCUCCACAUACACCAGAAUGCCCUCACUGGUGAGAAACUAUUCAGGUGUGAGAUGUGGGACAAGGUUUUCAUACAUUCAGGGUAUCUCCUGAGCCAUCAAAAUACUCAAGAAAAUCUCUGUUGGUCUGAAUUCUUAAGUAAGCCUUCAUACACUUGUGCUGGAACAUUAGUGAGCCCACACGGGCAUGAAAUCCAUCCAGUAUGACAUAUGGCAGGAUUUUAUCACCUCCUCUCUCACAAUGAUGUUUCCACACUGUCUUGGAGCCGGAUUGCCUACUAUCAUUGCACUGUGAGUUGACUGUGUUAUUCACUGUGAAGUACUGUAAAGCUAUCAGUCUAAUGUACUGUCUGUCUCAGCAGUGUCUGCCUCAAACCUGUCCCAUCAUCAGUCUAGGUGGUUCAUGAAUAUCAGUUUAACCUUUGAGCAGAUCACCAAACAUCACUAAAGGAAGACAUGAAUAUGUAUAGAAACUACUGUUUAUGCAUAAAUGUCACUGAGACUCUGGGAGAAUUUUCUCAGCCAAAGGUGGUUGCUGAUACUGAGUAAUGUGUGUCACAAUUUUCUUGCUAUGAAAAGAGAGAAUACCUCAAUAUUUUCUACAUUGCAAGCUAUCCCCUUUCUUUUCAACUUAACUACUAUUAUCACAUUCCAGAAUUCAGAAAGUUAGGGAAGUCCUUUUGUCUCCCAUAUACACGGGAUGAAUUCAUGGAGUCUUGAUAUGAGCAAACAUUGACCAGUUUUGUAACCCUGAUCUGGAGUAACAUUGGGCUGCUGGCUUUGUUUUGUUUCUCAUCUGUUUGCUUGGUUGGUAAUCCUAUCGACGGUGACUCACCCCUCGAUUGCACCACAAGGCACUGUGGGAUAGAUUGGAAGGUAUAAACGGCCCCUAAGUAUUUAUGGUUAAGGAGUUGUUCAAAAUGCUCUUUCUAGCAUAAACAGAUGUCGUUGUUAUCCUGUGUAGUAAUGGGAUUUUGUCCAUUUGAACUCAGUGGUAACUUCAGCAAAAAUUUGAAAAUCAUGAUGAUCAUCAUAUUGUUAGAUCUCUCAGGCUUUCCUUUCUCAGCACGUGUUCUUUACCUUCUAGAUUUUGGUGUCAGCCUUGAACUGUUGAAAUGCUGCCUUGUUGAGUUGUGACCUUGGGUUGUUCUGACUGCAAUGAAAGCUAUUUGCUUUUGUUCCAGGAGACAACAUGUUUGAGUAUCAUGUUCACUGACCCAAUCCUAGUGACGGUAAUGCUCAAAUUAGAUGAUCUGGCACAAGAGUUUAGUACAGCUUUACUUUAAUCCCAUGGUUUGGCAAUUGAAUUUGAUGUGUGAACAUUUUCUUUAUUGGUCAUGAGCAAAUCCUGGAAUUUCUCUCUUCAUUCGGCUGUUUUUGCACCGAGACAUUGGUGUUCUUCCUCUUGGAGUUUGAACCUUGUAAUGCCCUUGUGCUGGGUGAAUGUUCAUCACUGAUCAAAUAAAUCGAUAAUCUGUCCUGCAGCAUCAGUCUUCCACAUGGAUUGAGUGAUGCAGACAUCAUUUGAAACUUUGAUGGCUUUAGACAUUUUCAAGGCAUGGCCAGGAAUUCUUUGUUACAUUCAUCAGUGUGACCUCCAGGCCAGGCAUCCCAUAGCAGCCUAACAACCUGGCUUAGUGGCCUCCAAUGGCAUCCUCCCAUGGUGUGGCAUUAGCAGCCUUCCAUAACAGCCUCCUGGCCAAGUGUUUCGUCCUCCCAUGCAGCUACCUGGCAUGGUGGGACAGCCCUCAGUCUUGACAUCCUUUUGGCCCAAUGUGGCCGUCUCUCAGCCUGGCAGAGCUUCAAAGUGGUCGCCCAGUCUUGUGACUACAUUGGAACGAUCUCUCAGCCUCAUGAUCCUGAAAGUGAAGGUCGGCAUGGACUGGAGGCUAGGUUCCAUGUUGUCAUGGCUUGGGAAACCACUAUGCUGGACUUGUAUUUCUGCAAUCCUGGAAAUUUUAUUUCCUUUUUUUAACUAAAGUCAUGUAAAUAAAGAAGCUGUACUAGGUAACCUUUGUAUCUAGGAUGGCACUGUAAGUGAUGAUGUAUAGACUUCUCACUGUACUUAUUUGAGUAUAUGUGACAAUAAAGCUAAUUCAAAUUCACCAAACUAUUUGACUCAGUAAAUCGUAAACCACUGUGGAUUGUGCUCCAAUGAUUUGUAUGUCCAAGAACUUCAUCCUGAUCCUGCAAUUGUUUCAUACAUGUAACUGCCUCAAGUGGGAGGUGUGAAACAGAAACCUACAAAAUCCAGCUGGUAUCCAGCAAAGCUACGUGAUAGCCCCCAUUCUCUUUACAGUCAAACUAACAGUCACUAUUUACCUCCUAAAUGAUUAAUUAAUCUCUGGUAUCAGUAUUAAAUAACAUCUCACUAAGAAACCCAUUUACCUAAGGCAUCUCUGUGCCUAAACCAAACUGACCACCACAGAUACACACGACCUACAGUUUGCAGAUGACUGUGUUGUUGCCGACUCUGUGUAAGAUAUGUGUCCAUUCUCAAUCUCUUCAAGUCUCCAUGCAGGAAACUUGGCUGUUUUUGAAUACUGCUAAAUGAAACAUCACCAAUGCACUCCUCUCAGCCAAAUAUUUCACCUCCCAUAUAAAAUGAAGUGGAGACUGGAAUACAUUAAGUACUUGUCAAAUCUUGACAGUCACCUUCUCAACAGUCUGCCAGAGACGAAGAGUCAUGCCAUUUCAGAUGUGCCAUUUCAGCCCUCUACAAACUACAGCAGUGAGGGUUUGACUGCAGCAAUUUGGACUGCAGAAGAUAAAGAAGGAUUAAAUUCUUACAUGGGUAAUUCGAGAUGUGCAAAAAUUAAUCCAGCCUCAUUUAUCCAUAUCUUCUAACCCCUUUCCAUUCAUGUACCCGUUCAGAUGCCUUUUAAAUGUUGUAAUUAUGCCAGCCUCCACGUUCUCUGAUAUAUAUAUAUUAUGCACCACCAUCUGCGUGAAAACGUUGCCCCUUCUGUCCGUUUUACAUGUUUCCCUUCUCAACGUAGCCUAUGGUCUCUAUUUUUGGAGUCCCCUACACUAGGAAAAAGACCUUAGCUAUUCACCAUAUCCAUGCUCCUCAUCAUUUUAUAAAUCUCUGUAAGAUCGCCCCUCAAUGUCCAAUGCUCCCGGGGAAAAUAGCCCCAGCCUAUUCAGCUUCUCCCUUCUGCUCAAACCCUGGCAACAUCCUUAUAACUCUUCUGCAUUCCUUCCAGUUUGACGACAUCUUUCCUAUAGUAGGGAGACCUGAAUUAAGCACAGCGUUCCAGAAGUGGCCUAACCAAGUCCUAUACAGUUGCAACAUGCCAUCCCAACUGCUAUACUUGAUGCACUGACCAAUCAAGGAAAGCGUACUAAACAUGUUUUUGACUACCACAGAUGGACUACCUGUCCAUCUGUGACUCCACCUUCAAAGAACACUGGAAACAAACUAAGAUUAUCAUUCGGGUUUGGAGAGCGUUUUAGUGCCUUAUUCCUGUUCCAGUCUUCAAAGAUUCAUUUAAUAUUCUGGGAAAA
Messenger RNA from Stegostoma tigrinum, 6956 nucleotides. RefSeq names its product zinc finger protein 91-like. The transcript has 2 exons. The coding region runs from base 535 to 3201 and encodes 888 amino acids. Lineage: Eukaryota; Metazoa; Chordata; Chondrichthyes; Orectolobiformes; Stegostomatidae. The record is from RefSeq and is a predicted model, not a curated record.